Cladocopium goreaui is the source of this 5361-nucleotide messenger RNA. Lineage: Eukaryota; Dinophyceae; Suessiales; Symbiodiniaceae. The record is from the annotation of a GenBank genome assembly.
AUGUCAGCAUUUCCAUGUUUGAGUGACAAAAAGGUGGCGGAGGUAUUUUCACCUCCGAGAGUUGUACCACAUGCCAAGCGUCAUGGUUUGGAGCCAGGAAAAAGCUAUGACUUGGUCACCGGCUGGGACUUGAGUGAUCCAGCGCAGGUCAAGCAAAUGUGGAAGCAGCUGAAAGAAGAUCGCCCCCUUUUGAUUGUACUCUCUCCUCCAUGUACUGCAUUUUCUCCUCUUCAAGAGUGGAAUUUUCCCAGAAUGAGCAUACGUCAAGCUGUGAGGUUGAUUGUAGGAGGUUUGGAACAUCUAGAGCUAUGUGCCAGCACUGCCAAGUGGCAGCACCGGCAAGGACGCUUCUUCGUGUUCGAGCACCCUGAUCUAGCGAAGUCUUGGGAAGAAGAGUGCAUGCAAGAGUUGUCCGAGCUAGAGGGGGUCAUGCGCGUGCAAUGUGACAUGUGCAGAUUCAAUUUGAAAGUGGAUGGAAUCAACCUCAACAAGAAACCCACAGGGCUGAUGUUGAACAGUGAGGAAAUGGCACGGGAGUUGAGCCGCAAGUGUCGCGGAGACCAUCUACACAGACCUCUUCUACAUGGUUUGGCCAAGAAGGCUCAGAAAUACACCCAGGAAUUCUGUCGUGCCAUCAUUCGUGGACUAGUUCGACAGAUGGUGAAAGAUGGAGCGGUACAUCGUCCGCAAGAGGUUUGGGCGGUCGAAAGUGAGCUACAAGAGGAAUAUGAGGAGUUGGCAGAAGAGGUUUUGAGCGAUGAAGAAGAAAUGUGUCCAGUAGAAGGUGGAGAAGCAGAAGGCACUCACCAGAUUACAGAGCAAGAAAAACAGGCUGUGAUGAAGUUGCAUCGAAAUGUCGGCCACCCACAAAAGGCCGAGUUCAUCAGGUUCAUGAGAGCCGGAAGAAUCAGACCGGAAGUCAUUCGAUGGGCUUCCAGAGAAUUUCGCUGCGAUGUUUGUGAGUCCAAGUCACACCCGAAGCCUGCGAGACCUACCACCUUGCCAAAAAGUUUUCAGCCAAACAAGGUGAUAGGCGUGGAUGUGACGUACGUUCCCAACAUUGGAGGAGGUGGAGUUUUCCCAGUCCUGAAUGUUUUGGAUUGGGGAACCAACUAUCAGAUGGCUGAACGCCUUGAAGGAAAACAGCCUCAAGAAGUCUGGGAAGCCUUGGAAAGGAUUUGGUUCAGGAUCUUUGGACCACCGGAAGUCAUUGUCACCGACCAAGGGCGAGAAUUUUGCCAACACUUCCAGACCGAAGCAGCCAAGAAAGGCAUCGUCACCCACCAGACGGCAGCCCGUGCACCAUGGCAGCAGGGGCGUACCGAAAGACAUGGCGCACACUACAAAGCCAUCUUAGACAAAGCGAGGUCAGAGGAGGUCAUCACCACCUAUGAAGAAAUGGAUGCGUUGAUGAGAGAAGUAGAGCAAGCAAAGAACAGGUUCAGCAACAGAUCGGGUUUCUCUCCGAUACAACGGCAGAUAGGCCAAUGGCCACGUGCACCACAUUGCCUACUCUCGGAUGACCAUCUAGAUGUGUCCUUGGUGGAUGGCGCUUUGGUGGACGAUAUGGAGAGAUUGCAUCGAAUGAGGGCGAUCGCUCAGAAGGCCUUUGUGGAAGUGAACGCUCAAGUGGCAGUGAAGAAGGCGUUGCAAGGCCGUCCUCGUGUCUGGGAAGACUUCCAGGCCGGUGAUUUGGUGUACGUUUAUAGGGUGCCCAAAGCAAGAAAGACCAAAUCUGGAGGAAAAGAGAUUCAUGAAAUCGCUUCAAACAAAUCCACCUGGAUUGGACCAGGCACAGUGAUCGUGCCGGACGGAGCAAACAUUUGGGUAUCCAUGAUGGGAGAGUUGUGGAAGGUGGCACGUGAGCAGUGUCGCAAAGCAACAUCAGAUGAAAGACAAGGAGCAGAGGCAGUAAUGCAAGAAUGUAGAGAGCUCAUACAAGAAUAUAAAAGAAACGCCAAAAGAGCAGGUUACAAGGACAUCACUCAAGAAAGCUUUCCACCACUGGAGGGCGAAGAAGAGUUGGGCGAACCUUCGCCCAAAAGAGUGCGUUUCAAUGAAGAGGAAAUUGAGCCAGAAAUGUACACACCCGAAUCACCCAUUCCAACACCUGCAGGAAGAGAAAGAAGGGACUCUAUUGAAGAGCCAGAAAGGGAAAUGAGCCGUCCAGCAUCAGCACCGGGAGGUGGACCUUCUUCUUGUACUAGGUCUUCUAUGUCCCCUACAUCCUCGGGAGGUGGGUCUGGAUUGGGAGAUGGAAAUGUCAAUUUGCCGGAAAGAGAAGAUUUGGGUGAACCUGACAGUUUGGAAAGAGAAGAACAAGGGCUGGUGGCACCACCAGAAAUGUCCGCUGCAUCCAAUCCUCAAACAUAUCAAGAUGCAGUGAACCAAUCUCGACAGCAAGCGCAUCGGCUCGAUGGGCAUCCAAAUGCGCCCAGUGCAGGGCCUAUCAGAUGGGUCCGAAACCACAGAGAGAACGAUCCUUAUUUUUCCUUUCAGCCAGAGUUUUAUUUGAUUUCUCCAGAACAAGAUGCUGAAGAAUGGGAGCGAAAAGAACAGGAAGAACGAUACAGAAAGUUGUUCCCUGAGAGCAAACCUGAGAAGGGAGAUUUUUGGACGUUUCAACCCAAAGAACGAAUGCUCAUCCGAAAUCACAACCUUCGGAGAAGGAAUCAAUACAACCCAGUGGGCUCCAAAGAUUUGCCUGUGCCGCGUUGGGCACUUUGUUCGACGCGAAGAACGGAAGGUUGGAAACAGAAUGACCAAUCGUUUUCUUUUGAGGAUGAAUGGAGAAAAGGGAGCACAAGCAAAGUUUCUGAAGGGUCAAAUUUGAAAGAAUGGUGGACUGGGAAGACAUGUUUUUAUUUGCAACCCAGUUUUGAUUUAGAUGUUUGGCUUGCGGCAAAGAAAGGUCAAGAUGAAGUUGAUUUGAAAAAGGAGCCAGCGGAAGAAUUGGAGGGUUGGAAAAAUGCAGAUGCUGCCGAGUGGGCCAAGAUUGAAGCCAGUGGAGCUGUGAAAGUACUCUCUUUGGAAGAAAGUGAGAAAGUCAAGAGAGAGUUGAGUCAAAUUGGAAAGCUGGAUCGCAUUCUUCCAACUAAGGUGGUCCGGAGAAGAAAGCCAGCUGAGCAACCUGGCGAGGCACCGUCGAAGAAGUCUCGAAUCUGCAUUAGAGGAGAUUUAGAUCCCGACAUUCUUGACUUGGAACGUUUUGCACCAACUAUCACAACCAUCAACUUCAAUGUUUUGCUUCAAAUUGCUGCCAACCUUCAUAUGAGGGCUUCCAUAGGAGAUUUGCGAAAUGCAUUUUGCCAGUCGCAACCUUUGACAAGAAAGAAUGGUCCCAUUUACUUUCAACAGCCAGAAGGUGGAAUUCCAGGUCUAGCUGAAGGUCAAAUCAUCCAGAUAGUGGCAGGAUGUUACGGACUAGUGGAUGCACCCCUGCAUUGGCGAAAGAGUUUGAUCGCCGAUCUUGCCAAACUUGGGUAUCGUCAAUCCAAGUUGGAUCCCUGCAUUUGGAAGAUACAUGACCACGAAACUGGGCAAUUGGAAGGGGCUGUAGCGAUCGAAGUGGAUGAUCUUUUUACUGUUGGAAAUGCACGCCACCAUAAGCUCAUGGAAAAGUUGCAAGAGAUAUAUACUUUUGGGAAGUAUGUGGAUUUGAUGAACUGUGAGCAUGGAGCAGCGUUCAAUGGUAGGAGGAUUCAGCAGUCAAAAGAUGGUACUUUUAGAAUAGAUAUGCAGAAGUUCAUUGAGGAGAGGCUGUUCCCUAUUCAGUUAGAAAAGGGCCGUGCAAGUCAGCGAAAAGAGAAGGCGACUAGUGAGGAAGUAGCUAAAGCUCGCGCCGUAUGCGGAAGUUUGAACUGGCUAUCGAAAGAAGGCCGACCAGAUGCUGCGGGCCCAUCUUCUUUGCACUCCUCCAAACUUGCCAAUCUUUUUGUGGAGGACAUCCUUGCCAUCAAUGACACGGUGAAAGGACUGAAAGAGACCGCAAGUUUUGCCAUAGUUUUGCAGCCUUUGAAAAGUAUGAAACUCAGCGUUGUCACAGAUGCUUCGUUUGCCAACAAUGGAUAUCAUUCUCAAGGGGGUCAAAUGGUAAUAGCACAUGAAAAGGGUUUGAGAGAUGGCAUGAGAGUUAAGACCAACAUAGUCAGUUGGAGAAGCGGCCGACUUCAGCAUGUAGUGAACUCUACCCUGGCAGCGGAAACCCAAAGUUUGAGCAGGGGGCUUGGUGACCUUUUAUGGAUCAUGGUCCUAACUUUGGAGCUCACUGAGAAUGACUUCAAGAUACGCGAUUGGAAGCAGCGUUUGAGUGCUGAGGAAGUACUGGUUCUUGGGGCAGAGCACCACCAGGACAUGCUCAAGGAGAGCUUGGCCAUUGUGGAUGCCAAAAGCUUGUUCGACUAUCUCUCCAAGGAGACAGUUGGAGGUCAAGACCGAAGAACUGCAAUAGAGAUUCAGAUCAUCCGAGAGGACCUAUAUCAUCUACAAGGCCAUGUGAGGUGGAUAGAUCACCCUGCUAUGAUUGCUGAUGGACUGACGAAAAUCAAAGGAAACAAUGGCCCUUUGUACAAACUAAUGCAGCAGGGCACUUUUAGAAUUCAAGCUGAAGACACCCAGUUGGCCGUGCGAGAGAAUGCCAGAGCACAGGGUCAACGUGCCAAUGUGGUGCAUCGCGACCUGAAGCCAGCAAACAUCUUGGUGAACAAAAAUUGUGACCUGAAAAUUUGCGACUUCGGUUUAGCGCGUGGCCUUGGCACUGAUGAGGAUGAUCCCACUUUGACUGACUAUGUGGUGACCAGAUGGUACCGUGCUCCAGAGGUCGUGCUAUUGGCUUCAGAGUACACCAAGUCCAUCGAUGUGUGGUCAGUUGGGUGCAUCCUUUGUGAAUUGAUUGGUCGAAAGCCUAUCUUCACUGGAAAGGAUCACCUGGACCAGAUCAAGAAGAUCUUGGCUGUGCUAGGUACUCCCACAGAGGACGAUCUAACGUGGCUGCCUCCUCGGAGCCCCGCAAGGAACUUCAUCAAGAAGGUGCCGCCUGCAACCAAGCAGAGCUGGAAAUCCAUCUACCCGAAGGCAACAGAUGCUGGCAUCGAGGCAAUCGAGAGGAUGCUCACUUUCAACCCCACCAAGAGGGCCACGAUCGCCGACUGCUUGACGCUAGGAUAUUAUGAAACCCUGCACAUGCCUGACGACGAGCCCAUCUCGGAAGCGCCCAUAGACUGGGCGUUCGAUAGGUUUACACCAACAAAGAGGAAUCUGCAGAAUUACAUCUAUGCAGAGUGCUGGAAGUUCCAUCCGGAGAUUGCGCAAAGAGACGCCAAGUUGCUGGAUUCGCGAGACAUCACCCCACUAUUGCAGUGA